AGCCCCUCACCUCUCCUGGAUGCCACCAUGAGGCCAGUGUCCCUGGUGCUGUUCCUCACCUUCACUCUGCUGUCUUUCAAUGCUGGCCUCAUCCUACCAGGAGUAGCAGAGGAGCAGAAAGUGUGGGCCAGAGCAGGGAGUUCAGCCAUGCUGCCUUGCCACCUGAGCCCCAGAAAGAUGGGGAAGAGCUGGAAGCAUCAGCCUGACAAGACAUCUGUGCUGUGGAAGCGGCAUGGGGGAAGUGCCCACCAGGAGCCACACAUGGUGCUGGAGGUGGGGUACUCGGGCCUCCGGAAGACAGCGCUGCCCAUGAGGGCCCGAGUGUCAGUCCAGGACUCUGCCUUACGCCAAGGCAAUUUCUCCCUGCAAAUCGACCCGGUCUGGAGCGAGGAUGCCGGGCUGUAUGAGGCACAGGUGACAUACAACAUGGAGGUCCAGAUCUGCCAGGUCGAGCUGGGGGUAAUUACAGUAACCCUCAGUCCACCCAGCCCUGCAGUAGAAAAUGAGCCGCUCUUGUUGAGCUGCAACUCUAGCCACCGGGCCAGACUCGUGGAGACUCGCUGGUUCCACAACGGGCGCUCAGUCCCCACCUCUGGGUCCUUCUGUUCCUCGCAUGGGGCUCUCUCUAUCCUCCAUACUGCCAUGAGUGAUGCUGGCUCCUGGCGCUGCCAGCUCAUAUACUCUGAUAAUGAGAUCAUUUCUGCCACAUACAACCUGCAAAUUCUAGGUUUUGAUGGCCCAACCAACCCUGUGGUCUAUGCUGCAGCUGGCUCUGCAGCUGAUCUACUGUGCACCCUGAGCUACCUUCCCAGUGCCCUUGGGAUCAAUGUGGUGACAGCCCACUGGAGCCGCCCCGCAGGAGGACACUUGCAAGACAGGGGCAUCUCCCAGAAUUCGAGUAGCAGAAGCUUCCACCUUCGUCUCCCUGUGGUGGGGACAGAUGAUGCAGGGCAGUACCGCUGUACUGUCUCUGUUGGCAGCAAGACAAUCAGCAGGGACGUGACCUUGGCAGUGGUUACAGUGACUCCAAGCAUCCAAGGACCAGUUUCUGAGGGAUCUCGCUUGCUGCUCAUCUGCAGCCUCACACAUCCCCGGGGACAUGAACAUUUCCAGUGGAAGCACCUCAACUCAUCCCCUACUAACAGCAAGCUGGCUGUGGCUGCCUCCCAUAACAUGGAGGGCCAGAGACCCCACAUGGGCCCUACUUUGGAAAUUCCCCAUGUGUCACAAAAGGAUACGGGCACAUGGGAGUGCAGUGUACAUGGCCCAGAAGGCAGACUGGGAGCAGUGGAGUAUGGGCUGCAGAUCACAGGUGCACAGAUUUCCAGCCCGCCCAUCAUCUUCAGUGGACAGGCGACUUUUGGGCUCACACUCACCCUUUUCCUCCUGCUUACGGUCUGUGUUCUGGCUCUGGCCCUAAAAAAAAGGGCACAGCCUCCUGCCUUCCCAGCGCUGGCAGAGAUGGUUGCAGUCACUGUGGCGAAGAAGGAGUUGGAGAAAAACUCAAAAGAGAAGAUCCAGCAAACUGAGUGCUGA
Athene cunicularia (burrowing owl) is the source of this 1536-nucleotide messenger RNA. It is a transcript of the gene LAG3, whose product is annotated as lymphocyte activating 3. Gene Ontology annotation, molecular function: MHC class II protein binding; protein tyrosine kinase binding. Gene Ontology annotation, biological process: T cell activation; positive regulation of ERK1 and ERK2 cascade; interleukin-15-mediated signaling pathway. The transcript is spliced from 8 exons. The record is from RefSeq and is a predicted model, not a curated record. Gene Ontology annotation, cellular component: membrane raft; external side of plasma membrane. Lineage: Eukaryota; Metazoa; Chordata; Aves; Strigiformes; Strigidae. The coding region runs from base 28 to 1536 and encodes 502 amino acids.